ACUAAAAAAAGUAAAAAUCUAAUCCGUAACUGACACUUGGCUAUUUAUCACCUCCGUGCGUAUCAUUCCCUUUCCUCUCCAUUUUUGUCACAUCUAAUCUACGGUCAGCCACUUCUUUCUCUCUUAUCUCCUUCUCUUCCUCCAGAAUUUUGUCUCUUAGAACUUCAUUUUUUUCCUUUUUUUUUCUCCUACUUUUUCAUUUGUUAGUAUUUCGUUUUUCUUUCCUUUACUCUUUGAGAUCAGAACUUACCGGGUGAAAGUUCCGUCGCCGGGGACAAUGAUGGUUGAGUCUCCGGUAAGCUGAAAUUUUUUAGGUUUGAUCGAUCCAUCCAUCUCUCCUUAUUUUUUUGUGUACCCAAAAAAAUGACACAUCCAUUUGUUGUGAUUCACGUUCGAUCCAAAUCCUGGUUUCACAAGAGGAAAAAAAUCCCUCCAUCGUUACUUUUACUUUGCUUUUAAUCUCACCCAGACGGUGACUGUUAACUGUGGCGGUGGUGUUGGGUUUGCCUUUUGGUGAAUUUGUACAAUUUGAAUGUUAAAUUGUUAAGAGUUUGUACAGUUACUUAUGAUAUAUAAAGAAAGAUAUUAGCUUCUUUUUUUUUUUAGUUUUGGGUUUGAUCUUUAAAAGUGGCAAAGAUGAAUAUAAGCUCGGCCGAGGAAGAAUCGGCGCAAGAGAUUCUUAUCCCGGCCGAUAUAGAUUGGGAAAUGCUUGAUAAAUCCAAGUUUUUCUUCUUAGGUGCAGCUCUGUUUUCAGGUGUUUCAGCUACCCUUUACCCUGUAGUUUUGGUUAAAACAAGGCAACAAGUUGCUCAAUCUCAACUUACCGGUAUACGAACCGCCUUUUCCAUUGUUAAACACGAAGGUUACAGGGCCUUAUACCGUGGGUUCGGUACUUCUUUAAUGGGAACAAUCCCAGCUCGAGCUCUUUACAUGGCAGCUCUUGAGGUUACCAAAAGCAAUGUAGGGAGUGCCACGGUUAAGUUUGGUAUACCUGAACCAACCGCUGCUACAAUUGCUAAUGCUGUUGCUGGUUUAAGUGCUGCAAUGGCUGCGCAGCUUGUUUGGACCCCAAUCGAUGUGGUUAGCCAGAGGUUAAUGGUUCAAGGAAGCCACCCAAGUUGUAGUUCACCUUGUAGAUAUGUAAAUGGGAUCGACGCGUUUAGGAGAAUAAUUAACAGGAAUGGUCCAAAGGGAUUGUAUAGAGGUUUUGGGAUAUCGAUUUUAACAUACGCUCCAUCUAAUGCAGUGUGGUGGGCAUCUUAUUCAGUUGCUCAGAGGUUUGUUUGGGGAGGCAUUGGAUGUUACUUUCGGAAAACAGAUGAUGAGAAUAAUGAUAAUAAUACAAUUAGGCCUGAUUCCAAAACGAUUAUGGCAGUUCAAGGAGUCAGUGCUGCUAUGGCUGGAGGAGUAUCAGCUUUGAUCACGAUGCCACUUGAUACAAUUAAGACUAGACUGCAAGUUUUCGAUGGGGAAGAGAAUGGGCGGCGUGGACCAACAAUUGGGCAAACUGUUAGGAAUUUGGUUAAAGAAGGUGGGUGGUUGGCUUGUUAUAGAGGGUUGGGGCCACGUUGGGCGUCUAUGUCAAUGUCUGCAACAACAAUGAUCACUACUUAUGAGUUCCUGAAACGGCUCUCAGCCAAGAAUCAAGAUAGCUUGAUGUAAUGAAGAAGAAUAGAGGAAAAUUUAAAAAGAAACAACGGGAAAAACAGAGCUUUUUUCUUUCUGGGUUCUUUGAUCUUUUGUUUAAAUCAUGCUGUGAAUGUCUCUGCUGAAAUCUCUUUGUUUUUUUGCCUUCUUUUAAGUUAGCCUGCCUUACUGGCUGCCUAAGAAGGUUGGUGAAUGUACUGUGGCUGUAGGUCUAUCUCAAUAUGAAUAUAUAAAUCUCUUUCUUUUCUCCCACUACACUUAAUCUUGGAUUAACAUCUAAUUUAUAAAGGAUUUUAAAAUUUGUGGGUCAUCUUCAUUUGCUUGACUUCUUCCAUUGUAUCUCAAGAUUCCUUUGAUAGAAAAUUCGAGUGACAUCUUCUUAGGGAUGGGAAUGGCCGGGGAAGUGGAUGACCUU
This is a messenger RNA of Durio zibethinus, 2062 nucleotides long. RefSeq lists its product as uncharacterized. The record is from RefSeq and is a predicted model, not a curated record. Gene Ontology annotation, biological process: transmembrane transport. NCBI's taxonomy places the organism in Eukaryota, Viridiplantae, Streptophyta, Magnoliopsida, Malvales, Malvaceae.